AUGAUGUCGAAAUGGGCAAAUAUCGUUCUGAUGCUGGUGCUUUCCUUUGCACUCUUUGUAUCUGCCCAAGCCGAAGCUGAUGCAAACGGAAUAGCCUCAAAUCCAAGCUACCCUCGUGCACCAGUUCCAGCCGGUCCUCAACGCCCUGGUCCUAAAACCGUCACUCCACCUGGUGAGGCAAAGCCAUCGGGUCCUGGAAAACCACCUGGAACGCCUCCAAAGCCUUCGGCAUUUCCUGGAAAACCACCUGGCACGCCUCCAAAGCCUUCGGCAUUUCCUGGAAAACCAGGAAAGCCCUCGUUCCCAGGAGGCCCACCACCAGCGCAUACCUACCACAAUACCACUCUUACCACAUCCGCAAUAGGCUUCUCACUGAGUGCAACUGCGUCAGUCACCAGUGCCCCAGUCACUGGAACAGCUAGUCUCUGGGAGCAAUGUGGAGGAAAAUCAUACACAGGGCCUUCCGCCUGUAUCGUUGGAGCUUAUUGUUCGCACCAGGAUGAUUGGUAUGCUCAAUGUGUUACCAGUGCCCCUAUCCCAGGCUACCAGACUCUUUGGGGUCAAUGUGGUGGUGUUAACUACAAGGGUCUCAACAAAUGUCAACAAGGAUUUGAAUGUUCUACAUUCAAUGAGUACUAUGCUCAAUGUCUUUUGCCUACUGCUAGUGCAUAG
Molecule: messenger RNA, 672 nt
Organism: Kuraishia capsulata CBS 1993
Lineage: Eukaryota; Fungi; Ascomycota; Pichiomycetes; Pichiales; Pichiaceae
Exons: 1
Coding region: 1-672 (223 amino acids)
Biological process (GO): carbohydrate metabolic process
Cellular component (GO): extracellular region
Molecular function (GO): cellulose binding
Source: RefSeq, a predicted model, not a curated record